Molecule: messenger RNA, 1747 nt
Organism: Ochotona curzoniae (black-lipped pika)
Lineage: Eukaryota; Metazoa; Chordata; Mammalia; Lagomorpha; Ochotonidae
Gene: FAM149A
Product: family with sequence similarity 149 member A
Exons: 11
Coding region: 151-1587 (478 amino acids)
Source: RefSeq, a predicted model, not a curated record
UGGUGUACUCUCCUCUUGAAGAAGUUCUAAGUAUCAGCGAAUGGGAAGUCUUCAGCUUUCAAUUUUGUAACUAAGCUCUUGUUUCUGUCUUAGGAAUUUGACAGGGCAAAUGCACAGAAGGUGCAGCAGUUAUUCUGGGAGGUCGAGGAAAUGCUGUUCGAAGGGAAGGUGACCCUUCAGACCCAGAACCUGCUGACUGAAUGCAGUGAGUGGGCACGAAGGUCCCUGCAUCUGAGGGUAUUAGGAAGACAGCUUAUCCUGCCGACUGAUGAAGGGUUCCAACACUUCCAGGGUGGUGUGCCCUGUUGGCCAAAUCACAGGCCCUUGCCAGAAGUCUCCGAGCGCAACAGCAGCAUCAGAGAGCUAUGCAUCUCGGGCUCUCAGAUUAUCCCUACAGCACUCUCAGCCUCUGCCCUGCCAGGCCCCGAUGGCACAAGGGCUGCUGACCCAAGGGCAUACCCGUCCCUGGAAGAAGAGGUGUAUGACGUGGAGGGGAGGAUGGAAGAGUAUUUCGCUUUUGACAGAAGAGAAGAUGGUGAUGAGCGUCUUGAACGGGACCCAGCUCACCGUGGUCAGAAGCAACAUAAACACGGGCUGCCUCCUGUGUCUCCUCAUGACUGCAUCAAAGACGCCGUGGUGGCAGAAGUGUUUGACCAUGUCUGGACAAGUGUGAUAAAGAUAUUGGAAGAGCUCAUUAGGAACAGCUGGGGAACCACACUCACAGAAGUUAAGAAACAGAAGCAAAAGUUGAAGGCAGCUGAACAUCGAUCUCCACAUGCCCUCGUUGGCCGUGUUGGCACUGACACAUCAAGUGUUCCCCCCUCCAGAAGUUCUGAAACCCGCAGCCUACCCCUGGCGCCCCAGCCUACCCCGCCCCAGAUUCAUCGCUUCUGCAACACUUUGUGUAGUGAUUUGGAUGGUGUGAUGACAAUUCAAGCAAAACCGCUUCAGCAAAGACCUCCCCAUUUGGCGGACAGAACCCUGAACGAACAAGAAGACAAGCCAACAGGUGUGCUUUCCUCUGCACGGCACCGGCUGGGACGGAUCUCAGAUCCUCGCGGAUUUUCGACGUCUGCCAAGAAAGCACCAGUGCAUAGAAGGCUGCCUUCACUGACUGCAGACUCACAGAGAAUAAAGACCCCCAAUGUGUACAGUGAUGGAGUUCUCAGGGGAACAAAGCUGCCAACAGGCGUAGACCGUGUAGCCACUCCUCCAAUUCAAACCUCCCGCAACAGGCUACCUCCAAUAGGCUUAGAGACGGGGGAGCAGCACACAGCAGUUCCUGGAUCGCGCCCGGUUUCUUGCAGAGGAAGACAUCCACAGAACCGCGUGCUCAGCGCCAUGCCUGUCAGCAUGGAACGGUCACCUCUUCGAGAAAGAACCAUGACCCUGGAGCGGCUCUCAAGGCCCAGCACCACCCAGACAUUCCGUCAGUCAGAUAUGCCUCGAAAAGGUUCAUUGACAUCGAUGGAAUUUGCCCGUCAUACGUGGACAGGUCAAAGUAUUUUGACAGGUUCACAGUAUCUGCCAAAAUCUUUUCAAAGGACAACUUUGAUUUCAAGAAAGAGAUUUCAAGUGGCAUCAUGAUGUGGGACUUCCCCAUUUCCAUGGCCUGCACUGGCUUUUGCAAAGCCUCAGCACUUCAUGCAUCACGUGAACAAUGGAGGAACCAGUAUUACGCUGUGUAUCUGUGUGUCUGACGGUCUGAGAUGUGAGAGAAAAACCAAUAAAUCACUUUAACGGUGAA